GAGCCAAACACAUCUUUCACAGUGGUGCUUCUUAUCAGUGUUCGUGGAGAGCUCCGCCCAUUUCAUCGCCGUCACCGCUGAAAAAAUUGGUAGAUCGAAGAAUUUUCGGUGUGCUUCUUCAUUCUCCAUCAUAUCAAUGUUCAUCGGGAGUUUGAUUCGCAUAAAUUAGGUAUUUUCGGAUCAUUUGCCCAAUUUUGUUAAAUACUUUUGUUAGAUAGGGAUUGAAAAUGAGAACAAUGGUUGAUUGGUCGGAACUUCAACCUGAAUUGUUGGUUUUAAUUGCUAAACGUAUAAAUCUGAUCGAGGACUACCUUAAUUUUCGAACUGUUUGCACAUCGUGGUACACUGUAGCCACUAGGGAUAAUUUUAGUAGUAAUUUGCCUAGGGCUCCCUGGCUAAUGUUAGCUGAGGAAGAGGAUGAUAGAACAUAUAGAAAAUUCUUCAGUCUGUACAAUGGGAUGAUUUUGAAAAAGAGGAUCCCGGGAGCGAGUGAGAAGAGAUGUGUGGAGUCAAAGGGAUGGCUUGUUACAGUUGGAAAGGAUGAGGGUGAGAUUAGUUUGUUACAACCCUUCUCUGGUGUUAGAAUUGAAUUGCCACAUCAAAACACAACUGAUUCUUAUGAACACAACUACACUCACGAUCUGUGGACCUAUAUCCGUAAAGCAGUUCUGUCAGCUAAUCCUUCUCAUACGUCGGACUAUGCUCUCAUGGUCAUUGAGGGAAGAUUCGAGCGCAUCAGUUUAUGGAGACCAGGAGAUUUGUUGUGGACCAGGAUUUGGAUCCCCACCCACAUUGGACAUAUUAGUGAUGUGGUAUAUUUCAGUGGUCACUUUUAUGCUGUCACUUUUGGCCGUUGUGUCCUAGUUUGUGAUGUUGUUGGCACUCAACUCACUAAAGUUUAUAGUGUAGCACAUCUUGCACCAUGGACUGACGGUAAGAAUUACAUCCUAGAAUCACUAGGAUCAUUAUUUGUAGUUGCGCAACAGAUUGUUGAUACACGGUAUGUCAAAGGGGAUCGUGAGAGUAUUCCACCGACGCACAUCCCAGGUAUAGAUGAUGAGGAGGAGAAGAUUUGCACGCACAGGACAAGAAAAUUCCUAGUUUUCCGAAUCGAUUUAUCUAGCUGCAAGGCUAUACCAAUCAUGGAUUUAGGAGACCAAGCUUUUUUCUUGGGUGCUAAUGCUUCUCUUUCAAUCCAAGCGUCUCAAUUUCCAGGAAUCAAGCCCAACUGUAUUUAUUUUACAGAUAACUGGAUUGGUGCAUACCUCUUCUUUAAAAAAGGAUGCGGUUUGGACAUGGGGGUGUUCAACUUAGCAGAUGGAAGUAUCGAGCCGCUUUAUGAUGGUAUUUCUGUCAGUCGUGUUUGUCCUCCAAUCUGGGUCACACCAAAUCCAUGAUGAGCAUCCACUGAUCCAUCAAAUCCAGUUACAUCUACUGAUGCUCAUAAAAUUUGCGAAUCUUGCCCAGAAGCGCAGGUGUAUGACUUAAGUUAUUUUGGAUGUUCAAGAAUGUAUUAUAAUUUGCAGCUACACAUCUAGUGUAAGUUUUGCUGCUUAUUGCUAAAACUUGUCGUAUUAUAACUGCUAUGUACAAGGUGAAAUUGUUACUGUUGAUC
Molecule: messenger RNA, 1615 nt
Organism: Solanum stenotomum
Lineage: Eukaryota; Viridiplantae; Streptophyta; Magnoliopsida; Solanales; Solanaceae
Product: F-box protein SKIP23-like
Exons: 2
Coding region: 228-1397 (389 amino acids)
Molecular function (GO): protein binding
Source: RefSeq, a predicted model, not a curated record